This is a messenger RNA of Giardia duodenalis, 1074 nucleotides long. Its product is annotated as DHHC palmitoyltransferase. NCBI's taxonomy places the organism in Eukaryota, Fornicata, Diplomonadida, Hexamitidae. Gene Ontology annotation, molecular function: protein-cysteine S-palmitoyltransferase activity. The transcript has a single exon. The record is from RefSeq and is a predicted model, not a curated record. The coding region runs from base 1 to 1074 and encodes 357 amino acids. Gene Ontology annotation, biological process: protein targeting to membrane; peptidyl-L-cysteine S-palmitoylation. Gene Ontology annotation, cellular component: Golgi apparatus; endoplasmic reticulum.
AUGUGUAAAUUCCACGGUAUUGGUCGGUGCUGUGGCAAAAGGGGCAUUCGAGGGCAAGACUUCGGCUGUUUUCUUGGAACAGUGGUGGUGUAUAUCCUUUAUUGUAUUCUAACUUGCGUUGUCCUCGCUAGAGAGAGUCAACGUGUUCUUACCCCCUACGUUUCGUAUGGAGUUACAAUAGCUACAUGUAUUCUUUGUGUAACACUUUAUUUACUUGCUGGAAUCACAGAUCCAGGAUAUAUGCCUGUCUGUUCAAAUGAUAGGUUCAACGCGAGGUCUGAAGUGGGGAUCAUAAGCCCCUAUACAGUGGGAAAUUUGGCAGGAACCGCUGUUUAUUGUACUACUUGUAACAUAUUCAGGCCUCCAGGCACCUCCCAUUGUGAUGAUUGUGGCCACUGCAUAGUGUAUUUUGACCACCAUUGUCCGUGGGUUGGAACAGACGUAGGACUUCGUAAUUAUGGGUACUUUGUUUGCUCCAUGCUCGGAAUCCUGAUCUAUUGCGGUUGGGUUCUUACACAUGCAGUUGUUUGUUUCGUUGCUAUUGAACCAACAGUCCCCACUAUAGUGGUGUGUCUCCUCUGUGCUAUAGGAAGUCUCUUUGGGAUAUGUUUCAGCGUAGGAAUGGGCUGCGCAAACCUUCGCUUGAUACUAAAAGAUACCUCUACUCGAGCAUACAAGCGAGGACGGUCUAGUGCAACUGAGCAAGUAAAACAGAUGCAUACAGUGGAUGCUCCAGACAAUGAUUCACAAGAUGGCACAGAGCCAGCUAAUCUAUAUGACUCGAUGUCAGCGCAAGGUAAUAAGGACACUCUUGUGCUUUCUUCAUCGGAAGCAAAGUCAAAGAUGGAAUCGGAGAAUCUUCCUAGCUCCUAUGGAGUUUCCCAAAAUAGGGUCGUGGAGAUCCUCACAACUAUACAGAACACAUGGACGUACAAGCACAUCCGUCAUUUAGGGUGGCGGCGUGUCUUUUUAGGUAGAUAUAUGCCUCAACUUAUAGACCUGUCGGCCCAGGAAGCUGAGGAAAUUGCAUGGGUAUGGACAGUUGUGCUAUGCUCCAGUGACCCGCUUGUGUAG